Molecule: messenger RNA, 3554 nt
Organism: Paramuricea clavata
Lineage: Eukaryota; Metazoa; Cnidaria; Anthozoa; Malacalcyonacea; Plexauridae
Source: the annotation of a GenBank genome assembly
GUGGUUGCUCUGGCUUUGUUUAUGCGGCUACAGAUAGUUUCUCUGGCUUUGCUAAUGUGGCUGCAGGUGGUUUGUCUGGCAUUGUUGGUAUAUGUGGAGGUGGUUUCUCUGGCUUUGUUGAUGUGGCAACAGGUAGUUUCUCUGGCUUUGCUAAUGUGGCUGCAGGUGGUUUGUCUGGCUUUGUUGGUGUAUGUGGAGGUUGUUUCCCUGAGUUUGUUGAUGUGACUGCAGGCGGUUUGUCUGGCUCUGUUGAUGUGGUUUCAGGUGGUUUGUCUGGUUUUGUUGAUGUGGCUGCAGGUGGUUUGUCCUGCUUUCUUUUUAUGUGGCUGCAGGUGGUUUGUCUACCUUUGUUGAUGUGGCUGCAGGUGGUUUCUCUGGCUUUGUUAAUGUGGCUGCAGCUGGUUUGUCUGGCUUUGUUGAUGUGGGAGCAGCUGGUUUGUCUGGCUUUGUUGACAUGGUUGCAGGUGGUUUCUCCGACUUUGUCAAUGUGGCUGCAGCUGGUUUCACUGGCGUUGUUGGUGUGGCUGCAAGUGGUUUCUCUGGCUUUGUUAAUGUGGGUGCAGCUGGUUUGUCUGACUUUGUUGAUAUGGUUGCAGGUGGUUUCUCUGGCUUUGCUGAUGUGGUUGCAGGUGGUUUCUCCGACUUUGUCAAUGUGCCUGCAGCUGGUUUGUCUGGCUUUGUUGAUGUUGAUGUUGAUGUGGCUGCAGGUGGUUUCUCUGGUUUUGUUGACGUGGCUGCAGGUGGUUUCUCUGGCUUUGUUGAUGUGGCUGCAGCUGGUUUGUCUGGUUUUGUUGAUGUGGGUGCAGGUGGUUUCUCUGGGUUUCUUAACGUGGCUGCAGGUGGUUUCUCUGGCUUUGUUAAUGUGGCUGAAGCUGGUUUGUCUGACUUUGUUGAUGUGGCUGCAGCUGGUUUGUCUGGCUUGGUUGAUAUGGCUGCAGGUGGUUUCUUUGGCUUUGUUGCUGUGGCUCUAGGUGGUUUCUCUGACAAUCUUGAUAUGAUUGCAGGUGGUUUCUCUGGCUUUGUAGAUAUGGUUGCAGGUGGUUUCUCUGGUUUUGUUGAUGUGGCUGCAGGUGGUUUCUCUGGCUUUGUUAAUGUGGCUGAAGCUGGUCUCUCUGGCUUUGUUGAUGUGGCUGCAGGCGGUUUGUCUGGCUUGGUUGAUAUGGCUGCAGGUGGUUUCUCUGGCUUUGUUGGUGUGGCUCUAGGUGGUUUCUCUGACUUUCUUGAUAUGAUUGCAGGUGGUUUAUCUGGCUUUGUAGAUAUAGGUGCAGGCGGUUUCUCUGGUUUUGUUGAUAUGGGUACAGGUGGUUUCCCUGACUUUGUCGAUGUGGGUGCAGGUGGUCUCUCUGGCUUUGUUGAUGUGGCUGCAGGCGGUUUCGUCGGAUUUGUUGAUGUGGCUGCAGGUGGUUUGUCUGGCUUUGUUGAUGUGGUCGCAGGUGGUUUUUCUGGCUUUGUUGUGGCUGCAGGUGGUUUCUCUAACUUUGUUAAUCUGGGUGCAGGUGGUCGCUCUGGCUUUGUUAGUGUGGGUGCAGCUUGUUUCUCUGGCUUUGGUAAUGUGGCUGCAGGUGGUCUCUCUGGCUUUGUUAAUGUGGGUGCGGCUCGUUUCUCUGGCGUUGUUGAUGUGGCUGCAGGUGGUUUGUCUGGCUUUGUUGAUGUGGCUGCAGGUGGUUUCUCUAGCUUUGUUGAUGUGGCUGCAGGUGGUUUCUCUGGCUUUGUUGAUGUGGCUGCAGGUGGUUUCUCUGGCUUUGUUGAUGUGGCUGCAGGUGGUUUCUCUGGCUUUGUUAAUGUGGCUGCAGGUGGUUUCUCUGGCUUUGUUGAUGUGGUUGCAGGUGGUUUCUCUAGCUUUGUUGAUGUGGCUGCAGGUGGUUUGUCUGGCUUUGUUGAUGUGGCUGCAGGUGGUUUCUCUGGCUUUGUUGAUGUGGCUGCAGGUGGUUUUCUGGCUUUGUUGAUGUGGCUGCAGGUGGUUUCUCUGGCUUUGUUGAUGUGGUGCAGGUGGUUUGUCUGGCUUUGUUGAUGUGGCUGCAGGUGGUUUGUCUGACUUUGUCGAUGUGGCUGCAGGUGGUUUCUCCGGCUUUGUUGAUGUGGCUGCAGGUGGUUUCUCUGGCUUUGUUGAUGUGGCUGCAGGUGGUUUCUCUGGCUUUGUUGAUGUGGAUGCAGGCGGUUUUUCUGGCUUUGUUGAUGUGCCUGCAGGUGGCUUGUCUGGCUUUGUUGGUGUGGCUCUGGGUGGUUUUUCAGGUUUUGUUGAUGUCGCUGCAGGUGGUUUGUCUGGCUUGGUUGAUGUGGUUGCAGGUGGUUUGUCUGGCUUUGUUGAUGUGGCUGCAGGUGGUUUGUCUGACUUUGUCGAUGUGGCUGCAGGUGGUUUCUCCGGCUUUGUUGAUGUGGCUGCAGGUGGUUUCUCUGGCUUUGUUGAUGUGGCUGCAGGUGGUUUCUCUGGCUUUGUUGAUGUGGAUGCAGGCGGUUUUUCUGGCUUUGUUGAUGUGCCUGCAGGUGGCUUGUCUGGCUUUGUUGGUGUGGCUCUGGGUGGUUUUUCAGGUUUUGUUGAUGUCGCUGCAGGUGGUUUGUCUGGCUUGGUUGAUGUGGUUGCAGGUGGUUUGUCUGGCUUUGUUGGUGUGGCUCUAGGUGGUUUUUCUGGCUUUGUUGAUGUCGUUGCAGGUGGUUUGUCUGGCUUGGUUGAUGUGGUUGCAGGUGGUUUGUCUGGCUUUGUUGGUGUGGCUCUAGGUGGUUUGUCUGGCUUUGUUGAUGUGGCUGCAGGUGGUUUGCCUGGCUUGGUUGGUGUGUUUGCAGGUGGUUUGUCUGGCUUUGUUGCUGUGGCUCUAGGUGGUUUUUGUGGCUUUGUUGAUGUCGUUGCAGGUGGUUUGUCUGGCUUGGUUGAUGUGGUUGCAGGUGGUUUGUCUGGCUUUGUUGGUGUGGCUCUAGGUGGUUUGUCUGGCUUUGUUGAUGUGGCUGCAGGUGGUUUGUCUGGCUUGGUUGGUGUGGCUGCAGAUGGUUUCUCUGGCUUCGUUGGUGUAGCUGCAGGUGGUUUGUCUGACUUUGUUGGUGUGGCUGUAGGUGGUUUGUCUGACUUUGUUGGUGUGGCUGCAGGAGGUUUGUCCGACUUUGUUGAUGUGGAUGCAGGUGGUUUGUCUGACUUUGUUGAUGUGGAUGCAGGUGGUUUCUCUGGCGUUGUUGAUGUGGUUGCAGAUGGUUUCUCUGGCUUUGUUGAUGUGGGUGCAGGUGGUUUCUCUAGGUUUGGUGAUGUGGCUGCAACUGGUUUCUCAGGCUUUGUCGAUGUGGGUAGAGGUAGUUUGUCUGGCUUUAACGAUAUCAGUGCAGGCGGUCUCUUUGCAAAUGGUCUCUCUGAAGUGGUUUCUGAUGCUCGCUGCACAUUUGUUGACGUUGGUGCAUGUGGUUUUUCCGACUUUCUUAAUGUGAUUUCUGGCAGUCUCUGCUCAUUUGUUGAAGUGGUUUCUGGUGGUCGCUGCACAAUUGUUGACGUUGGUGCGAAUGCUUUCUCUGCAUUUGUUACAGACUCAAUAUCCACUGUAACAGAGUCAGCCAUGUACAUUGCUAUAUUUUGA